Molecule: messenger RNA, 2337 nt
Organism: Alternaria triticimaculans
Lineage: Eukaryota; Fungi; Ascomycota; Dothideomycetes; Pleosporales; Pleosporaceae
Exons: 5
Coding region: 1-2337 (778 amino acids)
Molecular function (GO): dioxygenase activity
Source: RefSeq, a predicted model, not a curated record
AUGGCACCGACGAAGUAUGUUGAUCGCCCUGUGCCGACAAUCUCCCUCCGCGACUUCGAUGCGCGCAUCGAUGUGAUUACCCAGGAACUUGUCGAUGCUGCAGAGAACCACGGUUUCUUCUGCAUCGUGGACCACGGCAUAACACGCGACGCUGUCGACGGCAUCUUCAAUCAGUCAGCGCGAUUCUUCAAUCAGCCCGAUCCCGUGAAAUCGCAAGUGCCAUUCUCCCCUCAACACAACGCCGGAUGGGAGAAGAAUGCUCAAAUCCGGCCAUCUACUGGUGCAGUCGACCGCAAAGAGUCUUAUCAAAUGCAAUUCGGCGAAGGCAUGAACGGUCGAUGGCUGAGUGACCAGACCCUUCCGGGGUUCCGAGCGGAGGCUUUGGAGUUCAUGCACAGAGUACAGGCAGUCAGCGAGAGGCUCAUGAGGUGCUUCGCGCGAGGGUUGAACUUCGAGGAAGAUUACUUCGUCAAAGCUCACGAUGUCAGCCGACCAGAGUCUCAGACUGUUUGCCGAUUAUUACAUUACUUUGAGACUCCACAGGUGCCGAAUCCAACAGGAGAGGUACAUCAUCGAGCGGGCGCACACGCCGACUGGGACUUCUUGACUCUGCUGUUCCAGAAAGCAGGGCAGUCUGGUCUUGAGAUCUGUCCGGGGCGAGAAGUAUCAACUUCGUUCGGGUACGGGGAUGCGUGGACCAAGGUUGAGCCGGACGCAGACAAGAACGCAAUCGUCUGCAACGUCGGUGACCUCCUUAUGUCGUGGUCAGAUGACCGCUUCAAGUCGACUUUUCAUCGUGUCAAGGCUCCAUGUGAGCCUGAUGACUUCUACGGCGAGCGCUACAGCAUCGCCUUCUUCAAUCAGCCAUGCAAAGACGCCAAGAUCCAGGGCCCACUGAAGAAGUAUCCAAUGGUGACGGGUGAGGAGUUUACGAGAAAUGCCAUGAGCCGGAAUUAUCAGGCUAUACAAGAUAAACUAAAGAAGGAGAAGGAGCCGGCGGUAGCGGUUGUCGAAGUGAGCGCGACGGUAGCUGAGCCUUCUAUUCUUGAAACCAAGUUCGACCGUUUAAACCCCACAAGCAACACGACAAGCACAAUACCAAUGGUUUCAGUGACUCUGCCCUUGGCAGAUCCUUCGCCCAUCGAGAAGCUGCCCGCCGAGUUACUAGAGUGCAUAUUGCUGGAAGUUGCGAAGCAUGCUGUACCGCCAGUUACCGAAGACGAAGACAGUGAAUCUGUUGUCUAUCGAUACACCCAGGAAGAGGAGCAAGCGUGUUCGCUCGCAUUUCGCCUCACGAGCCGUCGCUUCCGUAAUUGUUCAUGGAAGGCUUUCGGUGCUUAUCUGGGCGAAACGAUAUUCGAUCUUAGAUCGCGUCAAAGUAUAUCCAACCUUACCGCAGCGUCUACGUGCGAGCAUCUGGCUCCUUGGGUUACAAAGCUUAUCAUAGCCUGCGCUGAAGUGCCCCCGGGGUACCCACUCGAUCAUGGGGCAAUGCCGAUGCGGAUGGAGCAGGCAGAGUGGGAUCAACUACGCCAAGACUCUUACUCAGAUCUACUUCAAAUCAAAUUGGCUGAAGACUCUUGGUACCCCCGCAUUUGGAAGCAGAAGGGCUACGGAUCUCCAAUGACGGGUAGCGGCAUUCCUACUUCCGCAUCGCCUCCACGUCUUGCUAGAGCCUCCACCUCUAUGAGCAUCAUCCAGGAGGCCGGGAUGAGGGCCCUUCAAGAGGUCUUAGCCCAGGUUUUUUUCUGCUUCAAGAACAUCGAAAAUAUCGAAUUCUAUCACCAGCCUCGUACCCGACCCGGGCGAUAUCAUAACCUAUUCCAGAAGUUUCGAAAUAUCCCACGCUACCGCGAAGAAGAGGAUAUGAGAAAUGCUGGUAAUAUAGCUCAUCUUGGCCUUCAAAUCCUCGUUCAAGCCAUGGUAGCAUCGAAGAUCACAGUCCGCACGAUGACUCUGGCCGUCGAUCUCGAUGAACAUCACGCGUUCAUCACCAACAUCCCCUCUGUAAUCUUCGCGAAAGCCAGUCAAAAGCAGGCUCGGUGCAUCUCAUUCGAGAGCCCGGCAGAUUGCGAAUACCGCUCCGCGUUGGAGUCCGUGCGCAAUCUUCACGUCGAGACACUUGAGAUUGAGCAUCGUUACGGGGAGGAGGCCUUCUGGAAGUCGAUCAACAGCGAAGAAGCGGGUUACGAAUCGGAAGAUUCAGAGACGUUAGAUCUUGAGGAGUUCCCGAAAAAGCUUGCGAAAACAGUCAAAUUUCAUCCACCUUCGUUCCAAGUUGCACUAGAACGGUACUGGCUCAAACAUCCUGAAGGACAGUCGGGCCGCGAUGAGUGA